Prunus armeniaca (apricot) is the source of this 1728-nucleotide messenger RNA. The record is from the annotation of a GenBank genome assembly. NCBI's taxonomy places the organism in Eukaryota, Viridiplantae, Streptophyta, Magnoliopsida, Rosales, Rosaceae.
AUGGCGGGGCAGUCGAGAAAAUGGAUGAUUUUGGUGGUGACAAUUUGGAUUCAGGCGUUUACAGGGACGAAUUUCGAUUUCUCGUCGUAUUCUUCGUCGUUGAAAUCUGUGCUGGGGAUUUCUCAGGUGCAGCUGAAUUAUUUGGCGACUGCCUCUGAUUUGGGGAAGGUGUUGGGAUGGUCUUCUGGGCUGGCUUUGAUGUAUUUUCCUUUGUGGGUUGUGCUUUUCAUUGCUGCCUUCAUGGGCUUCAUUGGCUAUGGCAUUCAGUGGCUUGUCAUUCGGCAAAUCAUUUCCUUGCCUUAUUUCCUGAUGUUUCUUCUGUGUUUGUUGGCUGGGUGUAGCAUCUGUUGGUUCAACACUGUGUGUUUCGUUCUAUGCAUUCGGAACUUCCCAGCCAAUCAACCUUUAGCAAUAUCACUCACAGUAAGCUUCAAUGGUGUAAGUGCAGCCUUGUACAACCUUGCUGCUGAUGCAAUUGAUUCAUCCUCUACUUCCUUAUUUCUCAUAUUGAAUGCUGUUAUCCCCCUUCUCACUUCUGUAGCCGCCUUGAUCCCGAUUCUCCGCCAACCCUCCCUAGACCCUCUUCCACCUGAUGGAGUUCGCCGCGACUCCCUCAUCUUUCUCCUUUUGAAUAUCUUGGCUGUUCUAACUGGAAUUUACCUUCUUCUCUUUGGUUCAACCUCAUAUGAUACAGCAACAGCUCGUCUCUUCUUAGGAGGAGCCAUUUUCCUACUCAUUUUUCCUCUAUUUAUCCCUGGCAUUGUCUACGCUCGUGACUGGUUUUGUCGUGCUAUUCAUUCUAGCAUCCGCCUUGAAGGCUCGGGCUUUGUUCUUGUUGAUGUUGAUGACCUCGAGCUUCAUAAAGAGCUUCUUACGCGCGAGAACAGUAUUAAUUAUGGGAAUGGAUCGGUUGCUCAAGUCUUGAACAAUAAUGAUGGCCCUACUACAACUUUGUCAUUUAGACAGAAGAGUGGAUAUCAGAGCGCAGGGUGUUGUGGGGCAAUUGUGGGCAAGAAUCAGUUGGCAAUGCUUGGGGAAGACCACACAGCACGAGCGCUUGUACGAAGGUUGGAUUUUUGGCUAUACUACGUUGCAUAUUUUUGUGGGGGCACUAUUGGUCUUGUGUACAGUAACAAUCUGGGGCAGAUAGCUCAAUCACUAGGACAGAGCUCCAAUACUACAACACUUGUCACGCUUUAUUCAUCCUUCUCCUUCUUUGGCCGACUGCUCUCCGCUGCACCGGACUACAUACGUGCGAAGCUUUACUUUGCAAGGACAGGGUGGCUGGCGAUUGCACUUUUGCCUACCCCAAUUGCUUUCAUGUUGCUUGCUUCCUCAGGUGGUAGCCUUGCUUUGCACACCGGCACUGCACUAAUCGGAUUGAGCUCCGGAUUCAUUUUCGCUGCCGCUGUUUCCAUCACAUCAGAGUUGUUUGGGCCAAACAGGGUAGGCGUCAACCACAACAUCGUCAUUACAAACAUACCAAUCGGUUCACUCGUCUACGGGCUUCUUGCCGCAAUAGUUUAUGAUUCAAAUGCGAGCUCUGGCCUAAGCAUCUUAACUUUUAGUGAUUCAGUAGUGUGCAUGGGGAGGGACUGCUAUUUCCUAACCUUUGUGUGGUGGGCAUGCAUUUCGGUUCUGGGGCUGGCUUCAAGUGUGCUUUUAUUCUUAAGAACCAGACAUGCCUAUGACCAUUUUGAACAUAACCGUUCGACGCAACUCUACUAA